UCUCUCUUCCUACGCAAUGUGCGCAUUGUCCGCUGCUGUCAUAUCUUGGCGCACCACCCUGGUAGGGUAGGGCAGGGACACCUCUUCUGUCAUCACUGCAAUCUCUCAGAGGUGAUUGUAUCAAACAAUGGGGAACAGAGACGACGAGUACGACUUCUUGUUCAAAGUCGUGCUAAUCGGAGACUCUGGAGUGGGGAAGAGUAACCUGCUGUCCCGUUUCACGAGAAAUGAAUUCAACCUGGAGAGCAAGAGCACCAUCGGGGUGGAGUUUGCCACCCGCAGCAUCCAGGUGGACGGCAAGACGAUAAAGGCUCAGAUCUGGGACACGGCAGGACAGGAGCGCUACAGAGCAAUCACCUCAGCGUAUUACCGAGGUGCCGUCGGGGCUCUCCUAGUGUACGACAUCGCCAAACACCUGACGUAUGAGAAUGUGGAGCGCUGGCUGAAGGAGCUGAGGGACCACGCUGACAACAACAUAGUCAUCAUGCUGGUCGGAAACAAGAGCGACCUCCGCCACCUCAGGGCCGUGCCCACCGACGAGGCUCGAGCAUUCGCAGAAAAGAACACUCUCUCUUUUAUUGAGACAUCAGCGCUGGACUCCACAAAUGUAGAAGAAGCUUUCAAGAACAUUUUAACAGAAAUCUACCGCAUUGUGUCACAGAAGCAGAUAGCGGACAGGUCUGCGCACGACGAGUCUCCAGGCAACAACGUCGUAGACAUAAGCGUCCCGCCGACCACCGACGGCCAGAAGGGCAACAAACUGCAGUGCUGCCAAAGCCUGUGACGCUCGACACCAUGACACUCACUCCCCCCCCCACUCCACCUCGACAUCACAUCACAUCACCUGUGCACUUUUACCUCCCUGCAACUCUGCUCACAGCCAACUCCCUCAUCACUUAAUCCUGUGUUGUUGUUUUUUUUUUUUUUUCUACCUUCGGUCAUGUUUUAUAUAUUACUCUUGAAGUCACUCGUGCUCUUCUCUUCUGCCAUGAAAGCAACAUUUCAGAAGGUUCCUGCGUCGCGGGGCCGAGGUAGUCGUCGCUGUCUUAAUGAAGCCUGGGAAGUUGUUGUUGUUUGAACUUGACUGAAACGCUGUGACUUCCAGGGGAAGUUGUGAAAUGCAUUUCAACGGUUACCACUAGAUGGUGCUGUGUAUAUAAACUACAGGCAGUUAACCAACAGCAAACCUGGUGAAGCAGUAUUAAGCGUUUGACAGUGUGGGUCUUACUUCCCUCUUACACCGGUUGUCAUGCCAAAAAUGUCCUCAUUAUGUAUUUAUUGAAGAAUAUUUGGCUGAAGUUGUCAUUGUUUUACUUUCAGGUUAAAAACUGUAUAAAUUUACAAUAAAAUUCUUGACUAAA
This is a messenger RNA of Mugil cephalus (flathead mullet), 1361 nucleotides long. Its product is annotated as ras-related protein Rab-11B. NCBI's taxonomy places the organism in Eukaryota, Metazoa, Chordata, Actinopteri, Mugiliformes, Mugilidae. Gene Ontology annotation, molecular function: GTPase activity; GTP binding. The transcript is spliced from 5 exons. Bases 128 to 784 code for a protein of 218 amino acids. Gene Ontology annotation, biological process: regulated exocytosis; constitutive secretory pathway. Gene Ontology annotation, cellular component: recycling endosome. The record is from RefSeq and is a predicted model, not a curated record.